AUGGCUUCAACUUUAACACCGAUUCUUGAUUUAUCAACUCUUUCACUGUACAAAGUGAAAACAAAUCCUAUCUCUUCACUUGCCAAUCAAAACGAACGACGUCGUGAAGUAUUAAAACGACAAAAAGAAAAAAGAGAACAAAAAAUAUCUCAACUUCGUUUUUCAGCUAAUGAUAAUGAAUCCAAUGCAAAUGAUAAGCCCCAAUGGCCACCUCGUCAACAUCGUAAAAAUACAUCGUUCACUUGUCCUAUUGGUAUGAUGCUUGCUGAAUGGUUAUUUUCAGCUCCUGAAGAUAUAUCAUCAUGGUUUAUAAUUCCAUGCCCACGUGGUCAACGUUGCAUGGUUGUUUGCCAAUCAAAUCGCACACAAGUUUAUGGCAAAUACGGUAAUCUGAUGAGAACCAUGUUUACUCAAUUACCUAAACAAACAAUUCUCUAUUGUAUAUAUGACUAUCGUUCGUCAAUUUAUCAUAUAAUUGAUAUAAUAAUGUGGAAUGGACAAGAUUAUUCUACACAAAUUGAAUGUCAAUGCCGAUUUUUUAUGUUAACAUCAUUAUAUGGUGAUUCAAGAUUAAAUAAAAAUUUUCAAAUACUUCUUCCUAUGAAAAUUGAAGAUAAAAUAGAUUUAAUUGAAGCUGAAGAUGGCUAUUUAUUUUAUCAUCCAUUAGGUUUCUAUGAAUCGGGUUAUUCUCCGCUUGUUUGUUGGCUAAAACCAUUUAUGAUUGAAGAAAUUCUUGGAAUUAAAUUAUCUUAUCCAGUUAAUAAACCUAAUGGAUAUAUAACAGCACAAGCUUAUAUGUUCGAAGAACAAUCAAAUAGAAAAGAAAAACAAUUUGUUGAAAAAUCACACAAAAAAAGAAACAAGAAAAAGGAAGAAAAACAACAAGAAGACGAAGGCGAAGAAGAUUUAAUGACCGUAGAUAAUUAG
This is a messenger RNA of Rotaria socialis, 927 nucleotides long. The record is from the annotation of a GenBank genome assembly. Lineage: Eukaryota; Metazoa; Rotifera; Eurotatoria; Philodinida; Philodinidae.